Messenger RNA from Gilbertella persicaria, 253 nucleotides. RefSeq lists its product as uncharacterized. The record is from RefSeq and is a predicted model, not a curated record. Bases 30 to 200 code for a protein of 56 amino acids. The transcript is spliced from 2 exons. NCBI's taxonomy places the organism in Eukaryota, Fungi, Mucoromycota, Mucoromycetes, Mucorales, Choanephoraceae.
AGGAUAUACUAGUUAUCUGUAGUCUAACAAUGGUUUUUCUCUAUUUGUUUAGUUUUGUCUACUGGUGUUGCUCUCUCCAUGGCUUUCAGUGUUCGAUCCUAAUCGUUGUUGGCCUGUUAUUAGCCAAUGAUUUACUUUCUUAUCUUACUACCUCGAGAGUAAGGUACGGGGUAUAUAGGCGUUGGUCUGCAGCGGGAUGAAGGGUAGUCGCUGGGAGUUAUUGACGGUUUCUUAUAACUAUCUGGCAUUUCCU